CAGCUCCAGAUAAGAAGCUACCAGCGGGGCACCGGUUGUCUCACUCGCGUAAUAUAUUUUGUGAGCGCGACGCGCGUUUUAAUUUGCGACAAUGGCAACAGAGAAAUUCAAGGAAGCGUCCCCGUAUGUCAGGCCAAAACCUUCGCCACCGUCGGAGGAUUAUGUUUACAACAGAUACUUGACGAAUCUCGCUUUGAAGACCGACUCGCGAGAUCCGGUGGUAAAGCUGGCCCUCUUCGGAGUGGGACGCGUUGGGACGAUACAUCUGACGUCGAUAAUGUGCAGCCAGCGUGUCAAACUUCUGUACAUCGUUGACGACGUCGAGAGUAACUGGCAAAAGAUGGAGAGAUACUGGCAUCUGGAAAACGUUACUUUCCUAAGUAGCAAACAGUCGGACAGGGUGUACCAAGAUCCCGACGUCGACGCGGUCAUCGUCGCAUCGCCGACUUUCACUCACGAGAAUAUCGUCGGCAAGGCUUUGAAGGCGAGGAAAGCGGUGUUCUGCGAGAAACCGAUAGCGGACAAUCGCGGGAACAUCCUCACGUGCUACGAGAUGGCCAUGAGGGUCGGCAGGCCGCUGUUCUGCGCGUUCAAUCGGCGAUUCGAUCCGUCUUACUCGUCGGUGCGCGACAGGGUGCGUCAGGGUGAGAUCGGGCACGUGCACAUGAUCAAGACGGUCGCGCGCGACUCCCCCCUGCCCAGCAUCGAGUACCUCAAGACGUCCGGCGGCAUCUUCCACGACUGUUUGGUCCACGAUAUCGACGUCAUCACCUGGGUCCUCGGAGAAUAUCCGGACAAGGUGGUGGUCCUGGCUGAUGCGAACAUCCCGGAGAUCAAGGAGAUCGGCGACUUCGACACGGUCGCCGUGACCUUGCACUUUCCCUCGGGCACUCUCGGCACGAUCGACCUGUCCCGGAACAGCACCUUCGGCUACGACCAACGUCUAGAGGUGUUCGGGCCGAAGGGCAUGGUGCAGGUCGACAAUGAGCAGCCGAUGCACUCGGUGCGCAGGCAGUACGGCGUGGAAGGGCCGACCGCCAAUCCCAUCUGGUACUCGUUCGCCAGCCGAUUCGCGGACGGCUACCGCCGGGAACUCGAUCAUUUCGUCGACAUCGUGCUGGACAAGGCCGAGUCGUUGGUCAGGCCGAAGGAGAUCCUGGCGGUGAGCAAGAUCGCGACGGCCUGCGAGGAGUCGGCGCACACCGGCAAAGUGGUGGAACUGAAAUGGGACGGCGGUGAACUGCCUUAUCCCCAAUAAGACGGCUUCUUUUUUAACAACGUUAUAUACAAAUGCAUUUGUACCUACGAAUACAUGUAAUAAGUACGUGUGUAA
Dinoponera quadriceps is the source of this 1333-nucleotide messenger RNA. Its product is annotated as inositol 2-dehydrogenase-like. Gene Ontology annotation, molecular function: nucleotide binding; oxidoreductase activity. Bases 92 to 1258 code for a protein of 388 amino acids. Lineage: Eukaryota; Metazoa; Arthropoda; Insecta; Hymenoptera; Formicidae. The transcript is spliced from 4 exons. Gene Ontology annotation, cellular component: cytoplasm. Gene Ontology annotation, biological process: NADPH regeneration. The record is from RefSeq and is a predicted model, not a curated record.